AUGAAGCUUCACUACAUUGGCAUCAUCCAGAACGAGAGCAAGCCUGGUGUCGAGGUGUGCUCUGAGAAAGAGCUGACGGCAUACUCGCGCUUCACCCGCAACAACUAUGGCGAAUUCAUGUCGAUGUUUGCGAAGACGGUAGCGGAGCGGACGCGGCCAGGACAGCGACAGGACGUCGAGGAACAAGACUACACCUUCCACGCGUACGGCCGCACCGAGGGCGUCUGCGGCAUCAUCAUCUCAGACCACGAGUACCCGGCGCUGGUGGCGCACCAGCUGCUGUCAAAGGUGAUGGACGAGUUCCUGGCAUCACACCCGCGGUCCUCAUGGUCAAACGGCCAGACCGUCGCCAUGCCCGAACUGAAAGACUACCUGGCCAAGUACCAGGACCCGCACCAGGCCGACAGCAUCAUGAAGAUCCAGCGCGAGCUCGACGACACCAAGAUCGUGCUGCACAAGACCAUCGAGAGCGUGCUGCAGCGCGGCGAGAAGAUCGACGACCUCGUCGCCAAGUCGGACGGCCUGAGCUCCCAGAGCAAGAUGUUUUACCAACAAGCGAAGAAGCAGAACUCGUGCUGUGUGGUCAUGUAG
Molecule: messenger RNA, 591 nt
Organism: Anthostomella pinea
Lineage: Eukaryota; Fungi; Ascomycota; Sordariomycetes; Xylariales; Xylariaceae
Source: the annotation of a GenBank genome assembly